UUUAGAGGCAGCGAGAAUGGGAGAAAUUAAAGAAAGAAAAGAGGAGCGAACGCUGUCGUUUAAAGCGAAAGGAAGUAGUGGUGGGAACGACUGGGACGACGGAGUUUAUUGUAACAUAAAAACGCUGGAAAUUCAAUUCGGAGGAAGGUGUAUCGAUGCCAUUCGAUUUGAAUAUGAAGGCAAAGAUGGCAACACAAUUACGCCUAAAAAACAUGGUGGAAAUGAAGGCAAACAAAUCAUUCAGAUUUGUUUGAAUUGUCCAAGUGAGUAUCUUAUAUCAGUUCAUGGGUACCAUGGCAACAUAUACGAUCGAAUUGGGAAUCCAACGAACGUGAUUCGAUCACUGAGUUUUGAAACCAAUGAACGAAGUUUGGGUCCGUUUGGGAUUGAAGAGGGAAUCAAGUUUUCGUUCCCAACUACUGGACUCAUCAAGAUUGUUGGGUUCCAUGGAAGGUCUGGUUGGUUCCUCGAUGCAAUUGGAUUCCACUUCCUUCCCAUCUCCAUUUCAAAAUGAAUAUAUAUACACUUUAUUAAAUAAAUAUACCAUUGCUCCCUAAUAUUU
Benincasa hispida (wax gourd) is the source of this 562-nucleotide messenger RNA. The record is from RefSeq and is a predicted model, not a curated record. NCBI's taxonomy places the organism in Eukaryota, Viridiplantae, Streptophyta, Magnoliopsida, Cucurbitales, Cucurbitaceae.